This is a messenger RNA of Rhipicephalus sanguineus (brown dog tick), 2147 nucleotides long. RefSeq names its product homeobox protein Hox-D4a (gene Dfd). Gene Ontology annotation, molecular function: DNA-binding transcription factor activity, RNA polymerase II-specific; RNA polymerase II cis-regulatory region sequence-specific DNA binding. The transcript has 2 exons. Gene Ontology annotation, cellular component: nucleus. Lineage: Eukaryota; Metazoa; Arthropoda; Arachnida; Ixodida; Ixodidae. The coding region runs from base 448 to 1596 and encodes 382 amino acids. Gene Ontology annotation, biological process: anterior/posterior pattern specification; regulation of transcription by RNA polymerase II. The record is from RefSeq and is a predicted model, not a curated record.
GCGCUAUAGUCGGCAAGUUUGGCGCGUCCGCCCUGCCACGUGAGAGAGCGCCCACUCGAUCGCGACUGCUCGCGCGGGCCGCAUCGGUCCGCCCGUGCUUGGAUUAUACAACCCGUGCGUGCUUUUGUGGACGCGCCUCCGCUGUCGACUCUGUGCGUGGUGAAACUCGGCGGCCAACGUCGUGCAUCGGACAGGUUAGCAGCCGGCAUUCUCCGGAGAGUCCGUCGCAUGUGCGCGGACCGGCGGCGGGCAACGCGAUCGCCAUCCAUCAUCGUCGCCGACGCCGGAGCGCCGCCGGGUUCAGCGCCGCGCGCGCCGCCGCCGUCAUUGGAUGGCGUCCGUCACGUGAUAUGCUAAUCUCCAGCGGCGGGGCGGAGCCAUGGCGCUGCUCGGCGACGAGACCGAAGCAAAACUAUCUCCAUCAUCCAAUUCAGCCGGCAAAAAUUAAUGACCAUGAGUUCGUUUUUGAUGAACUCGCCGUCCUACGUGGACCCCAAAUUCCCGCCGCCCGAGGAGUACUCGCAGGGAAACUACAUCCCGAGCCAUGGGGCCGGUGACUAUUACGCGGGCGCCCCGCCGCACCACCACCACCACGCGGCCGCGCACCCGUACGCGACGUUCGGAGGCGCCGCGGCCCCGCCGUACGGUGCCGAGAACGGCGGCUACGUGUCCAGCGCGUCGCCGCACUAUUACCAGCACUCAUGUUCCAUGACACAGACUACGCUGAGCCCGCUGUCGCGGCCCAGCGUAGCUCUCGACCAUGCCGGCGCGGGCGGCGGUCACAGCCCGCCGUACUCGGGACCUCCCGCUCCGCUGCAGCGGUCUCCGUCGCCCCCGCCGCCGGCGUCCAUGCUCAGGCCUUCGCCGCAAUCGCCGCACGUCGGGGCAGCGCCACCGAUGCACAGCCCCGGGGCCACCGCCACGGCGCCGACUUCGGUAGCCGGCGGCGACUGCAAUCAGGCCGGACAGCCCGUCAUCUAUCCCUGGAUGAAAAAGGCGCACGUCAACGCAGGUCGGUCGUUCCUGUUCGCCUCGGACCCGACGAACGGCACGUUCACGGGCAUGGAGCCCAAGCGGCAACGCACGGCCUACACACGGCACCAGAUCCUCGAGCUCGAGAAGGAAUUCCACUUCAACCGCUACCUGACGCGGCGGCGACGCAUCGAGAUCGCCCACUCGCUCUGCCUGUCCGAGCGCCAGAUCAAGAUCUGGUUCCAGAACAGGCGCAUGAAGUGGAAGAAGGACAACAAGCUGCCCAACACGAAGAACGUCAAGAAGAACAACCCGAACCGGGCCGCCCAGCAACAGCAGCAGCAGCAACAGCAGCAGCAACAGCCGCCGCAACAGCACGCGCCACAGCAUCCGCAACAGCCGCAUCAGCAGAACGCGUCCUCCCAGGAGCCGCACCCACCGCCGCACCAGCAGCCGUCGCCGACGCUGCAGAUGCCCAAUCCGCUCGCGUUGGCGCCGCACCAGCACGCACACCUGCUGAACAGUCACCAGCUGGGCCACCCGGCCCAGACGCACAUCAUGUCGCCGCUUCCGCCGCCUCCCACCGUGGACACGAAGGGGGACUACGGACUGACGGAACUGUGAACCGCGUGUUCGCUUAGUGCCGCGUGACGUGCUUGUGAGAGUGCCACUCUUCCCUCCCUCUCCGCUUGCGUCUCCGCCAUUCGCGGAGGAACUCUGGCGGUGUGGAGGUGGAAGGCCCAGUGACUUAAGUGUGCGCUAAAGCCGAACACUUGACUCUUAGCCGCGAGCCGAGACUGCGGCACCGAAGCAAUCUACAAGACACAAAACAAAACAAAAAACAAGUUCCUCUCUCAGGAGAACCCGGACACUCGUCCUUCUAUCUCAGUGUGUGUGUGUGGUGGCAUCGUCGGCGCAGAGUCCGCCGCCUUCUUUUUUUGCGAACACGGCUGCGCAGUCACAGAAAGUGCCCCAUAGUGCCAGCAAAGAAAAGAAAGGCAGGGUGGCGACUGGGCUGCGGUGCUGCCCCCACCGGGUUCGUCGUGUGUGCGUGUGCGCGUGGACCACAUCUUUUCGACGAGUUAGUGCAGGUGUGUCAUGCUGUUCUCUUGUAAAUACAACUCAGGUUUCACGAGACAUCCGCGCCGUGUGGAUUUUUGCAGUGCUGUGUGUGU